Messenger RNA from Striga hermonthica, 1497 nucleotides. The record is from the annotation of a GenBank genome assembly. NCBI's taxonomy places the organism in Eukaryota, Viridiplantae, Streptophyta, Magnoliopsida, Lamiales, Orobanchaceae.
AUGGGGUUAGUGUUUCUUGCUGUUGUCUUGAUGCUGGUUUCUGCUUCUGCUGAUGAAGCCCCCUUCAUCGGAGUCAACAUCGGGAUGUCGCUGUCAAAACUCCCGAGCCCGGCCCAGGUGGUGUCCCUCCUGCAGGCACAGCAGGUGACCCACGUACGCCUUUUCGAUGCAGACGGUGACAUGCUUCGGGCCCUCGCCAACACAUCGAUCCGCGUGGCAGUCUCCGUCCCCAACGAGGACCUCAUCGCCAUCGGCCAGUCCAACACCACCGCCGCCAACUGGGUGGCUCGCUCCAUUCUCCCCUACCUCCCUCACACCGACAUCUCCGCCAUCUGUGUCGGCUCUGAGGUCCCCUCUGCCCUCCCCAAUGCGGGCCCCAUCCUCGUCCCUGCUCUGCAGUCUAUCCAUGCAGCACUAGUCGCCUCGGGCCGUGGGGCCCACAUAUUCGUCUCCACUCCUCUCCCUUCCUCCCUCAUCCUCGACGCAUUCCCCCCGUCCCAGGCCUUCUUCAACCGCACGUGGACUCCCGUUCUGCUCCCCCUCCUCACGUUUCUACAGUCGACCGGCUCGCCCCUCAUGCUCAACGUGUACCCUUACUAUGAUUACAUGCGGGCCCGCGGGGCCAUCCCCCUCGACUACGCCCUUUUCCAGCCCUUGCUUCAUUCCAAUGAGGCCAUGGACCCCAACACGCAGCUCCACUACGCUAACGUGUUUGAUGCCGUAGUCGAUGCAGCCUACUUCGCCAUGGAGUAUUUGAACUUUACAAAUAUACCCAUUUUAGUGACCGAAACGGGCUGGCCUUCGAGUGGUGGGCAGGAUGAGCCUGACGCGACCACUGAAAACGCUGCCACCUACAACAGCAAUCUCAUCCGCCAUGUGCUCAACGGCACGGGGACUCCCAAGCACCCUAGGGUUGGGUUUGGGACCUACAUUUACGAGCUUUAUAAUGAGGAUCUCAGGCCCGACCCUAUCUCAGAGAAAAACUGGGGACUCUUCACGGGGGACGGGGUGCCCGUGUACUCACUGCGGCUGACGGGAUCCGGGACAGUUUUUGCAAAUGACACGAUGAACCAGACUUAUUGUGUGGCCAGGAAAGGAGUGGACGUAAAGAUGCUGCAGGCAGGCCUGGACUGGGCCUGCGGCCCUGGGCGGGUGGACUGCUCCCUGUUGAAGCCUGGCGGGCCGUGCUACGAGCCCGACACUGUGGUGGCACAUGCAUCGUAUGCGUUUGAUGCGUAUUAUCAACGGAUGGGGAAGGGUGUCGGGACUUGUGACUUCAAUGGGGUGGCAGCCAUCACCACUACGGAUCCAAGUUAUGAACCUUGUGUCUAUCCUGGAAGUGGUGGAAUAAACGGCACAUUUCCAAACAGCACAGCACUUGCUCCAUCAUUUAACUCCACUGUAUCUGGUUGCCCUUCUGCAUUCUUGUGCAUUGUAGAUUUGUACAUUCCCUCUGUAGUUCUUGUUGCUGUACUCUGGGCUACCGUAUACUUGUAA